GUCUGGUUAGAAAACUAUGGUUGGAGAGGGGCUUUAAUUGUGACAGGAGCAAUACACUUGCACGGAUUAGUGACAGCGACGGCUCUUGAUCCCAGCAUUGGCCGUAAACAAGACGUCACUUACACAGGAAUUGGAAUAAAUGAAGAAGAUAAGACAUUCCUGGAAAAGAUUGGAGAAAGGCUUCAGUUUCACGUGUUGAGAGAUAUUAAGUUAAUUGGGUUGUUUAUUGUUGCCUUUUGCGUUUGUUUUACAGGUGUUGUAUUUUACUUGAGUUUGAUACCAUACGCCAUCAGCAUCAGUAUUGAGCCGAUUAAUGCCAGCUUCCUGAAAUCGCUUGUAGGAAUGGGAUGUAUUAUUGCUAGAUUUGUACAGUGUAUUGUUCCACAGACAGUCGGGACAUCUGUCAAGCUGUUGGUGUUUACACAAAUCAUCGAUGUCAUAGUACUUACAAUUUUCAUAUUCUCGAAUCAGUAUACUGCUCUGGCUAUAACGUCAUUUACACAUGGAGCAGCAUAUGGAAUGCAGGCCAGCUUAUUACUCUUCCUAACAAUAAAAUCGGUGGAUACAGAGUACGCUGGUAUCGCCACUGCCUGGGGAAUAUCAUUUGCAGGCUUAGGUUAUUUUUCAGCCGGAUUGCUUGGAUUUUUCAACGGUGACAUGGAUUUGUUACUUUCUUUCCAGACAAGCACAGCCUUACAAGCCUUUGCAUUAAUUCCAAGUUUUGUUGUUUUUUAUGCAUUGCGCUUUGAAGAGUGAAAAUACAUUUGCAUUUGUUUUUCUAUUAAAAAUACGAAUAAAUAAAUUAAAAUUGCAAAUAAAGGAGGGCCAUCCUAUAAAGGGCUUUGAAU
Anneissia japonica is the source of this 848-nucleotide messenger RNA. Its product is annotated as monocarboxylate transporter 13-like. Lineage: Eukaryota; Metazoa; Echinodermata; Crinoidea; Comatulida; Comatulidae. Gene Ontology annotation, molecular function: monocarboxylic acid transmembrane transporter activity. The transcript has 2 exons. The annotation marks the transcript as partial. Gene Ontology annotation, biological process: monocarboxylic acid transport; transmembrane transport. The record is from RefSeq and is a predicted model, not a curated record.